AUGGAUACUAUUGCUACAUCUGAAGGCUUCAUGGAUUUUCUUGAAGAACUGUUGAUUUUGAACUGUCUAUUUGAUUUUAUCGACGGCCUCAUAGAGAUCAUGGGAGACCCGGAUGACUUGAGGAGCUUAACGCUGAGAGGCUCUAGUUAUUCCGAGGCACCAGACCGUGGAAAUGAUGAAUAA
Molecule: messenger RNA, 183 nt
Organism: Penicillium angulare
Lineage: Eukaryota; Fungi; Ascomycota; Eurotiomycetes; Eurotiales; Aspergillaceae
Exons: 1
Coding region: 1-183 (60 amino acids)
Source: RefSeq, a predicted model, not a curated record